Molecule: messenger RNA, 6133 nt
Organism: Cuculus canorus (common cuckoo)
Lineage: Eukaryota; Metazoa; Chordata; Aves; Cuculiformes; Cuculidae
Product: serine/threonine-protein phosphatase 4 regulatory subunit 1
Exons: 19
Coding region: 391-3174 (927 amino acids)
Biological process (GO): protein dephosphorylation
Molecular function (GO): protein phosphatase regulator activity
Source: RefSeq, a predicted model, not a curated record
UUAAGUAUUAGGAAAAAAUUAUUCAAGAUGAGGGUUGUGAAGCACUGGCGGAGGUUGCCCUGAGAAGUCGUGGCUGCCCCGUCCCUGGAGGUGUUCAAGGCCGGGUUGGAUGGUGGUUUGAGUAGCCUGGUCCGGUGGGAGUACCUCCUGCCCAUGGCAGGGGAUUGGAACUGAGUGAUCUUUAAGGUCCCUUCCAAGCCAAACCAUUCCAUGAUUCUAAGGAGGGUCCUGGGCUGGCUUUAGCAGCGGGGCUGGAGAAUGCCGGAGCGGUGGAUGGGAGACCCUCCACUCGCUGUCUCCGUGGCCGCUGAAGCGCUGGUUGCUGUGUAAACAGCAUCUCAAACGGCACCCCGAGUUGGGUUUGAAGAUUACGGACCAGACUGUGAUAGCAUGAGGAUAACGGCAUUCUUGGAUAUUCCUGGACAGGAUAAUUUAGCUCCACUAGCUCGUCUAGAAAAAUAUGCCUUCAGUGAUAACAUAUUUAACAGGCAAAUUAUUGCCAGAGGUCUUCUGGAUGUAUUUCGAGAUUUCAGUAAUAAUGAAGAAGACUUCCUGACAGUGAUGGAAAUGGUGGUCAGGCUCUCUGAAGAUGCAGAGCCAACUGUACGUACAGAGCUGAUGGAACAAAUACCUCCCAUUGCCAUUUUUCUGCAAGAAAGUCGACCAAAAUUCCCAACAGCAUUUGUUGAAUACCUUAUGCCCAUAGUAGUGAGAUACCUCACAGAUGUUAACAAUCAGGUUAGAAAGGCAGGUCAAGAAGCACUGCUUAUACUGCUGGAACAAGAUCUUGUUACUCAGAGUGACAUUGAGAAUAAGGUGUGUCCAAUUCUGUUGGACCUCUCUGCUCCUGACAGUGAUGAUGAGUACAAGGUGGAAGCUGUCAAUAUAAUCUGUAAAAUGGCCUCUAUGUUGAGCAGAACAACAGUUGAGCACAUGCUGCUUCCUCGUUUCUGUGAGCUGUGCAGUGAUGGGAAGUUGUUUCAAGUCCGAAAGAUUUGUGCAGCUAAUUUUGGUGACAUUUGUAAUGCAGUUGGGCAAGAAGCCACAGAAAGACUGCUGAUUCCCAAGUUCUUUGAACUCUGUUCUGAUAGUGUUUGGGGAAUGAGAAAAGCUUGUGCUGAAUGCUUUAUGGCAGUGUCUUACACCACGUCUCCAGAAGUUCGCAGAAGCAAACUCUCCCCGCUGUUUAUCAGUCUUAUUAGUGACACUUGCAGAUGGGUUCGCCAGGCUGCUUUUCAGUCUCUUGGCCCGUUUAUUUCUACCUUUGCAAACCCUUCAAGCGCUGGUCUCUACAUUCGAGAAGAUGGGACACUGAGCAUCCGACCAUUAACACAAGAUGUGAAUUCCAACCCCUGUCAGCCAAGCAACAAUGUAACUUUAAUGUCCUCCAAUAUAAAUACUAUAUCAUACAGUUCAGAACAGCCAAUGGAAAUCAAACUGGAAUCGUCAAUUGAAGAGACUUCAGCUGAAGUCAAUAGAAAGCUCUCUGUUGAGAACCUAAGCAAAGAUGCACGACAAGAAAGUUUAGGUUGUUGCACCAGCCCUGAAGAUGAUAUGUCUCGAUUACCUCAGGGUGACAGAAUUGCUGCUGGUGUCGCAGAAGUCACGAAGGACCGUGGUUUUCCUGGAAUGAACUCAAGACUACAGUCUGAAGAUGUAUUUAAUACUUUUCUAUACUGGCGCCCUCCUCUGCCUGAUAUAAGUCAGGAGCUGGAGUUGCUUCAGUUCAAGACUGAAAAGCACAAAGACAGCUGCUCUGUGCCAUGUAAUAACUGUGUUGCUAGUAGUGAAAUAAAAAAGGUUCUAGAAAGCUUACAGGAGCACAUGGAUGAUCCAGAUGUUCAAGCUCAGGUCCAAGUGUUGUCUGCGGCUCUUAGAGCUGCUCAGUUUGAUUCUGUGGGUGACUGUGAGACCAAAAAAAUGGAAGAAGGCAGGAGCAAACUUAAGAGCAAAACUAUUUCCGAUGAAACAACUGUUUCGUGUGCUACCUGUAGUCAGAUGGAGGAAGACGCUCUUUUAUCCCCUGCCUGCCAGGAUAACAUCAAUGACCAGUCCACCACCAGUGAACUGAAAAGCACGGCCUCAGAGGAACAACACAGAGAAACGAGUGUAUUCUUAAAGAAAGAGCAAGAAAAUAAUCCACCGUUUGAAGAUGACAAAUCAAAAUUACAGGAUAUUAUACCGCAGCCUUUGUUAGACCAGUACUUGUCAAUGACUGACCCAGCACGAGCCCAGACUGUUGAUACAGAAAUAGCCAAACACUGUGCCUAUAGUCUUCCUGGGGUGGCCUUAACGCUAGGCAGGCAGAACUGGCACUGCCUGAAAGAUACGUAUGAGACGCUGGCCUCAGAUGUACAGUGGAAGGUACGUCGGACGCUGGCUUUCUCCAUACACGAACUAGCGGUUAUUCUGGGGGAUCAGCUAACAGCUGCUGAUCUGGUGCCAAUUUUCAAUGGAUUCUUGAAAGAUCUAGAUGAAGUGCGUAUUGGUGUCCUUAAACAUCUGUAUGACUUCCUGAAGUUACUUCAUGCAGACAAAAGGCGGGAGUAUCUUUACCAACUUCAAGAAUUUGUGGUGACUGAUAACAGCAGGAACUGGAGGUUUCGUUACGAGCUGGCAGAGCAGUUGAUCCUGAUACUGGAACUCUACAACCCCAAUGAUGUCUAUGACUACUUAAGACAUAUUGCACUGACUCUCUGCUCCGAUAAAGUUUCAGAAGUUCGGUGGAUCUCCUUCAAACUGGUUGUAGCAAUACUACAGAAGUUCUAUGCGAACAAUGCAAGUACGCUGGGAUUAAAUUUCAUUAAUGAACUCAUAGUGCGAUUUCGUCACUGCUCCAAAUGGGUUGGAAGACAAGCUUUUGCCUUCAUUUGUCAGGCUGUAGUAGAAGAAGAAUGUAUGCCUGUCGACCAGUUUGUUGAACACUUGCUCCCCAGUCUUUUAAGUCUUGCUUCAGAUCCUGUGCCAAAUGUGAGGGUUCUACUUGCCAAGGCCCUGAGGCAGACAUUGCUGGAGAAAGCUUACUUUAAAAGUGUUGGCAAUCCUCAUCUUGAAGCUGCAGAACAGACCAUUCUAGCCCUGCAGUCUGACAGAGAUCAAGACGUCUCUUUCUUUGCCACCAUAAAACUAAAACAGGGUAACAUGGACAGUACAGCCAUUGAAAAACAAAGCUAAUGUUUUUCUGCAGUAAACACUGAAUAUCAGAAUGGUUCAUGGUUAGUAUGAAUAAUGUGGAUAAAUAAGGGUUUUGUUACCUAUAUGAGCUGGAAAGGGUCUAUUGCGAAAUGUUAUGGUCCUCAUUUCAUGAUGUCCAUUCAUCUGCAGCUGUGUUUAUCUGAUACAGAUGAGUAAUUCCUUCUGGUUUUUUCUUUGUAAAUGUGGGUGGUAACUCUGCUCUCACCUGCAUUCAAGUAUUGUAUGUAAAGUCUUACAGAGUUACUCAGUGUUUCAGUCUAAUUGGAAUUGAUGUUUCAGUUUGUAACAACAUUUUCAGUAGUAAAGCAGUCUGCUAUAAGUUUAAAAUGGUUUCUAAACCUUAGAACUUUAUUAUAGCAAACUUACAUGAAGAUAUUCUUUCCUAUCUUUUAUUGGAGUUUUUGUAUUGUUUCCAGUAUUACAUUUUAACUGAAAACAGUGUAUAUAUGUGAAUAGCUCUAACAAAAGACAAUUAAGAACUUAAUUGUGCAUCAGCGGAAAAAUACUCAAAAAUUACUUCGUUUUAUAAACUUGUUCCUCUGCUAGAGUUGAGGCAUGGUUCAUUUUUACUUACUGUAAUGUAAUAUUUUUCACAGCACAGAGACCUUAAGACUCUUUGUGUAUUGUUGCUUUUCUAUUAAUUUGUUAUUUCUGAGCUAAACUCUUAACAGGUGUUAAUGCCUCUGCUUUUUACUGCUGGCUUGGGUAAUGGUAGGUGUAGACAGUAAAUUUCCCAAAUGGAAAAUGACAUGUUCUGCCCUAGCAAAGUUCCCUUCAUUUUAGGGAUUGAGUUCCUGCAACAGGCCUCUAUCUGUAGAAGGGCAUUAUGUAAACUUACAAGCUUAAGUUUGUUUUACCUACACGUCCUUCAAAAACACUUUUUAACCUUAUCCCAAACAGCCUGCUAAUUUGCUGCUGAGAAAUGAAGGUCCUCUAAAUUCUGAAAAACACCAAAUAACAGAUGUUUUGAGGAAAGGCAGAGACACAGUUGGCUCUACAACUUGUAUUGAUUGUGUGGUAAGGUUUAGGGCAAACAACAAACGAAAGUUACAGAGAUCCUGAAGCUUAAGUAGCGCAUUUUCUGUGUAUUUAAAAGGGUCUUUUGGAAGAAAGAAAGAAGAAUAUACAGGUCAAACAUGGUUCUGUUAAUAAAAUUGGAGAGCUUCUGAUAAGUUUGAAAAAUGGAAGGUAAAUGUGUUUUGGUGCAUCCUGUUCUGUGUGUCAUAAAUCGGCAGAUACUGUGGGGCCUUGGAAAUAAGCAGUCUCUGUUUUGGAAUGUGGAUUGGAACCUUCCCCUGUUCAAAAACUAAUGCUUAAAUACUACAGAAAUGGUUUCAUGCAAUAAGUUACUUUCUCUGUACACAACAAUUUGUCGUAAAUAGACCUGUGUAAAUAUUUCCUGCUAUUUCACUGCUCUACUAGUAAGUAGCUCACAUGAGUGAAGGUCUUUAUAGAAAUUACUUGUUUCUUUUUUGUUUCGUUUUAAAUCUGGCCUCUCCGCAGUAAAGCGAGUAGGUUCCUCACCUGGGUUCUAUAUUUUUGGAGGGCUUUGUUUUCUAUAAGUUUAACGAGUCUUGUAUUAUAUGUACAGUAUUUGUAGCAGUUUGCUUUCUUGUGAGAUCACAAAAUGUGUCUUGGAAGUUGCGGGCAGACAUAUAGCACUGCUGUCACAGCAUGAACUCUGUAACCUCUGCAACAUUCUACAUUAAUUUUGUACAAAUUUUUUUCUAUAAUUUAAAACAAAUACUUCUUCAGUACAGACUUUUUAUGAUUGCAAUUUCUUAACAAAGAGACCUCUCAAGUUAAUUUUUUUCUAGUUCUAAUAUCUUUUUCUAAUGCUGGCAUUAUACUGGUAUUUUCUAAUGGUUCAGGUUUUCUAAGGCCUUUCUGACAAGGUUUUACUUCUGUUUUUUUAUUAGCAGUUCAUUAAAUCUCUCAGCACUGAACAAAUUCUGUAUGUGUAUAUGUAAGUAUGUUUGAAAUGUACUGUAUAUAAAUUAAAUACUUUGAACAUUAAUCCAGGUUUCUGUUUGUUAGAUAAUCUUAAAUAGUUACCUUUAUUGCAAUAAUCCACUGGAAAACAUGAGCUUCUGUAUGUUUUAGCAUGUUUGAUUAGUGUUCACUAAGAGUUUUUGAUUAGGAUACAUGUAAGCAGUAAGCCACCAGCUACAGAAGGCCACUAAAAGGCUAAACCAAGUUUUUUGGUUUUAACAAUAUUUUGGUACCUCUCUGGGUCCAGAAAUCACGUCUGUUUAGAUGAUACGAUUUCAAUUGAGCAUUUAAAACUCCUGUUAAAAUUCUCCAGUUGCAUGUAGUAAUGGGGGACAUUGUAGUACUGGGUUGUUUUUUUUUGUAGACAAUGUGCAGGUCGCUUCAACAGAUUUACCCUCAACAAUGUUUGUCUUUGUUUUAGUUUUAAACUAGAAGUGACUCCAGCAUGACUAAAGACCGCACUUCACAUCUUGUACUAGACAUGUAUGCAAUGUGAAGUGAAGCAGUGUGCUCAUGUACAGUUCUCUGGGUUGUUUAAAUAAUGCACAAAUUCAUAUUUUAAAAGGCAGGCAGAGACAGGUUAAGUAGUUGAUCCACUUUCACAGAAGCAUUGAGAAUAUCACUUAUAAAUAUUUCUAGAUAAGGAACAGGAAAAUGACCUUAGUGGGUGCAAUAUUGCGGGGAUGCAGUAGGAAAUGGACAAGCACUUGUAAUCCAAGGAGUGUUUGUCAUGUUGCUUAGAACGGGACUUGUUGGAAUCUUGUGUAUGAUGCACACUUGGCAUGGGUCAGGAUGCUGCUCUAGUGGAGGUUGUGCAGUAUGCAGUGGUAUUCAGAACCAGACUAAGUGGGGACACUCUGGAAGUGUCACUUGUUUGUCAGAAUAUAGAGAAUCUAUGUAAGUUUGUAUUUAUCUCAAUAAAUCCUGUGACUGUUUUAUAAACCAA